This is a messenger RNA of Onychostruthus taczanowskii (white-rumped snowfinch), 3599 nucleotides long. RefSeq names its product EBF transcription factor 2 (gene EBF2). Gene Ontology annotation, biological process: regulation of transcription by RNA polymerase II. The transcript has 16 exons. The coding region runs from base 404 to 2131 and encodes 575 amino acids. Gene Ontology annotation, molecular function: RNA polymerase II cis-regulatory region sequence-specific DNA binding; DNA-binding transcription factor activity, RNA polymerase II-specific. The record is from RefSeq and is a predicted model, not a curated record. Lineage: Eukaryota; Metazoa; Chordata; Aves; Passeriformes; Passeridae.
GGUUUUUUUUUUUUUUUUUUCCUCCUUUCUUCCUUCCUUCUUCCUGGAUUAGGCAGCGAUCAAUCCUUCUCCCCGUUGUCUGUUUGAGGAACAGGUGAUCCUCGUUGGAGGCGAUCGCUUUCUGGAUGCGGCUCCCCCGUCUGCGUGUGGAGAAGGAUGGUGAUACCAGGCGAGACUGAAUCAGCGUAACUUUUACUUGGCAAGAGGAAAAACUUUCUUCCCCGUUUGAAGGCGUUAAAAACACGCAGCGUUAAAAAGCAGAAGAAGUUGGUUUUAAAGCUGAACUUCACUUUCCUGGGAUUUGUGUGUCAGAUUCAAAGGCUGCGUCGUUUUGUUUUUCUUUUUUUCCCUUCUCCCUUAUCUCCCAAAAGGAAACUGUUGCUAGUUGGCAUAGACUUUUUAAAUGUUUGGAAUUCAAGAUACUUUAGGAAGAGGACCAAUUCUGAAAGAUAAAUCUCUAGGUUCUGAGAUGGAUUCCGUCAGGUCCUGGGUCAGAAACGUUGGGGUUGUGGAUGCAAACGUAGCAGCACAAAGCGGAGUAGCUUUGUCCAGAGCCCACUUUGAAAAGCAGCCACCCUCCAACUUGAGGAAAUCCAAUUUCUUUCACUUUGUUCUGGCUCUCUACGACAGACAGGGGCAGCCCGUGGAAAUAGAGAGGACAGCUUUUGUGGACUUUGUAGAAAAUGAUAAAGAGCAAGGCAACGAGAAGACGAACAACGGCACACACUACAAGCUCCAGCUCCUCUACAGCAACGGUGUCAGGACAGAACAGGAUCUCUAUGUGAGGCUCAUUGAUUCUGUCACCAAGCAGCCUAUAACUUACGAAGGCCAGAACAAGAACCCCGAGAUGUGCAGGGUGUUGCUCACCCACGAAGUCAUGUGCAGUCGGUGCUGUGAGAAGAAAAGUUGUGGCAACAGAAAUGAGACUCCAUCUGACCCUGUGAUCAUUGACAGAUUCUUCCUAAAAUUUUUUCUCAAGUGCAAUCAGAAUUGCUUGAAAACAGCAGGAAACCCAAGAGAUAUGAGACGGUUCCAGGUGGUGCUAUCAACAACAGUGAAUGUGGAUGGGCAUGUGCUGGCAGUGUCUGACAACAUGUUUGUGCACAACAACUCCAAGCACGGGCGGAGAGCAAGAAGACUCGACCCCUCGGAAGCCACGCCCUGCAUCAAAGCCAUCAGCCCAAGCGAGGGGUGGACCACGGGGGGAGCCAUGGUGAUCAUCAUCGGGGACAACUUCUUCGAUGGGCUGCAGGUGGUGUUUGGGACCAUGCUGGUGUGGAGUGAGCUGAUCACCCCUCACGCCAUCCGCGUCCAGACGCCUCCGCGGCACAUUCCCGGUGUGGUGGAGGUGACACUAUCCUACAAAUCCAAACAGUUCUGCAAAGGAGCACCAGGCAGGUUCAUUUACACAGCUUUAAAUGAACCUACCAUAGAUUAUGGCUUCCAAAGACUGCAGAAGGUCAUCCCAAGACAUCCCGGGGACCCUGAAAGAUUAGCUAAGGAAAUGCUGCUGAAAAGAGCCGCUGACCUGGUCGAGGCCCUGUACGGGACGCCCCACAACAACCAGGACCUGAUCCUGAAGCGCGCGGCCGACAUCGCCGAGGCGCUGUACAGCGUGCCGCGCAACCCCGCGCAGAUCCCCGCGCUGUCCAGCUCCCCCGCGCACAGCUCCAUGAUGGGCAUCAACUCCUACGGCAGCCAGCUGGGCGUCAGCAUCUCCGAGUCGGCGCAGGGCAACAACCAGGGUUACAUCCGUAACACCAGCAGCAUCUCCCCCCGGGGCUACUCGUCCAGUUCCACCCCGCAGCAGUCCAACUACAGCACCUCCAGCAACAGCAUGAACGGCUACAGCAACGUGCCCAUGUCCAACCUGGGCGUGCCCGGCUCCCCCGGCUUCAUCAACGGCUCCCCGACGGGAUCCCCCUACGGACUGAUGUCUUCAAGUCCAACAGUCGGCUCCUCCAGCACUUCUUCCAUCCUCCCGUUCUCCUCCUCGGUGUUCCCUGCUGUCAAACAGAAGAGUGCCUUUGCUCCUGUCAUCAGACCCCAAGGGUCCCCCUCCCCUGCCUGCUCCAGCGGCAACGGGAAUGGCUUCCGAGCCAUGACUGGUCUUGUCAUUCCCCCGAUGUAAGGAAGGGGCAGCUUUGCUGCUCUCCCUCCCUCUUCCCUUUUUUCCUCCUUUUUUUUUCAUUUUUCUUUUACAGCACAAAACUACUUAUUGUGAUGGACCACUAAAAAGAAAAAAAUAGCACUACAAGCUCUUUUUUGGGGAAAAGCCAGGCCCAGGAAAAAAAAGGAACAUUUUUUAUGGAUUGGACAAGAUAGAAGUCUGCAUCAUUUACCUGUUUCAUAUUUCUGACACAACCACAUCAACUCCUCAAACACUGGGAAUGAAGAAUCAGCAAGAGCCAGGAUGAACAAGACUUGGCAGAAUGGAAUUAGAAAUGCAAAGUCUUUCCUGGAAGACACGAAAACCUUCCUAAGAUUUGUAAAAUAUUCAAAGGAGAAAAAAAGAAAUUGGCAAAAUGAUUCAAGGUUGAUAUUUUGGAUACAAUUUGUUUUACUUUGUAGGGGUAAAAAAGUUGAAGUUUCUAUUUUCUAUGGAGCCUUUCAGAUAUCGAUUUAGUUUAUGCAGAAAAACAAUUCAACAAAACAGGGUACCAGCAUGAAAGAAUUUCUAGGACAAACUGACAUGAAUGAUGGAACUUUGGUGUAUGUGUGUAUUUGCUUAUAGUUUAACCUCUUUAAAAAAUGUAAGAUGUUUUACAAUUAUUUAAAUAAAUAAACUUGUAACUUAUUGUACGUAGAGGUAGAAAUUAAACCCUGUUUUGGAUUUUUUCCUCCAGUUGUACAAUGAAGACAGAUGAUGCAAAAAUGUAGUGAUAAGUUUGAGAUAUAUUAUUACUGCUGCAAUUGCUCCUCACUUUCCCCCCCUCUUACUGAAUUCAUGUGCAAGGAUGUAUAGGAUUCUUUCUGAUUAACAAAACCCUCAGAAACUUUUACCUACAUUGUGGUAAACAGCUCAUGUAGGAAUUUUUCACCCUCCUCGUCUUUCCCCCCUUUCCAUUUUUUGCUUCAAUUAAAAUAUUCAGGUACUAAGAUUAACUGCUAAGUCUCAAAGACCCAGCUGACGAGUGAGUGGCACUUAGGGAUUUGAGUGAAUCGGAUUUUUCAUGAGGUACUGAGUUUAUUUUAUAGAUUCAAUGUAUGAAUUAGGAGGGGAAGGGUUCUCUGGGGUUUUCCAUGUAGUUAGAACACCUUAAGUUCAGUUAUGCUUCAUAUUAAGGGUGCAUUUAAAAGGGUGAACAUGUAUUUGAAUGAUUUAUGCACUUUUAUCCUGAGUCAUUAAAAAUGGUAAGUAUUUGCCAGUUAUAUAUUGAAGUUCAUAGAGGUAAUAAAUUGCUUUGAAUUUUUCUGCAUUUUAGCCUAAAAAAAGAGUUUAAUUCUCCUUUGCAUCUCCUCUCCUGAAAUCGGAAGGUGAGGAAAAGUUUGAUAAAACAAAUACUGAAUUAUUUCAGAGAGCAUUCAAAAGAAUUUGGUUGUUGGAAAGCCAUUUUUAGUGGGGAGAAAAAUAAAAAUCAGCUACACUACAGAGACCC